Messenger RNA from Drosophila obscura, 547 nucleotides. RefSeq lists its product as uncharacterized. The coding region runs from base 1 to 495 and encodes 164 amino acids. The record is from RefSeq and is a predicted model, not a curated record. NCBI's taxonomy places the organism in Eukaryota, Metazoa, Arthropoda, Insecta, Diptera, Drosophilidae. The transcript has 2 exons.
AUGGAUUGUGAAGAAGAGGCGAAUUUCGUGGAUCGUCCAACGUUUGAGCCAAAAAGGUCCGAGAGUCCGCCGCCGCUGCAAUUCGAAACCAUUGCAUUGGAAGAUGAAGAAUCGCGACGCGCUAAAAUGCCCAAAGUAUCAGAUGAACCUCAACUGCAGCGAAAUGUGGUGGACGCCAUUUCCAAUCUGAUAGCUGGCCACGAAAUGCAGGCGCUUAUCAAGCGCAUUGCCAAGGAGCGUGUGCGUUGUAACUUUCUGUUGGCCACCUAUCAAUUGCCGGAUAUGAAUUUCGCGCUGAACACGCCGAGGAAUACGCAGCGUUAUCAAUUUCGGGAGCGUCUUAGGCAGCGCAACGAGAAGAAUUUGCCAAAUGCAGCUACAACAACAACAACGACAUCGCGCCCCACAGCACCGCCCACUGCCAAUGCCAACGCCAACGCCAACAAAGGGACAACCAGCAAGGGAAUCGUAAGAGCCAGACAGCCUCAGUCGUAGCCCAUAGAAGUUUAUUUAAUUGUUACGUGUUGGGAGAAUCGAAUGUCAAUAA